Molecule: messenger RNA, 1716 nt
Organism: Fragaria vesca subsp. vesca
Lineage: Eukaryota; Viridiplantae; Streptophyta; Magnoliopsida; Rosales; Rosaceae
Product: pentatricopeptide repeat-containing protein At1g26900, mitochondrial-like
Exons: 1
Coding region: 1-1716 (571 amino acids)
Biological process (GO): RNA modification
Molecular function (GO): RNA binding; protein binding
Source: RefSeq, a predicted model, not a curated record
AUGACUCAAGCUUUAGCCUUACGUCUAGGGCAGAGAUUCAAUCUUUGGCCCCCGGAAAACUCAAAGCUCGUUUCUCUAUUGCAAUUUUGCAAACAAGUCUCAGAAAUCUCCCAAAUCCAUGGCUCUAUAGUCAAGACAGGUCUUGAUCACAACCCUUUCUUCUUGAGCAAGCUCCUCGCCUCUUCCAUACACCACAUCCAAUAUGCAGCCUCCAUUUUCAGCCACAUUCAAAACCCAAAUCUCUUCAUGUUCAACACAUUGCUCAGAGCCUAUUCCAUUAGCGGCGAACCAAACAAAGCUUUUCUUGUUUUCAAUGACUUGAGAGCUCGUGGUAUUGUUCUAGACCAGUUCUCUUUCAUCACCACGCUCAAAGCUUGUGCUCGUGAACUGGCCAUUGAGACUGGCCAAGGGAUUCAUGGGGUUGUUGUGAGGUCUGGGCAUGGCGGGUUUAUCGGUGUAAAGAAUACCCUUUUACAUUUCUACUGCGUUUCUGGGAAGAUUGAAGAUGCCCAUCACUUGUUCGAUGAAUUUCCUCACAGAAAUGAUCUGGUUUCAUGGAAUACUUUGAUGGGUGGUUACCUUCAUGUUUCGCAGCCUCGUGUGAUUGUGGACUUGUUUAGGCAAAUGUGUAGAGGUGGUUUUCAAGCGAGUGUAACUAGUGUUCUGCAUCUUUUAUCAGCCAUUGGUGAGUUGGGAAGUUACCUUGGAGGGGAGUCUGUUCAUGGCUACUGCAUCAAGAUGGGAUUUUGUGAUAGCUUACAUGUGGUUACUGCUUUGAUUGAUGUGUAUGCAAAGAAUGGGGAAAUUGAAUUGGCGCGUCGAAUUUUCGAUGGAGUUGCUGUGAAGGAUGUUGUUUUGUGGAAUUGUUUGGUGGACAAGUAUGCAAAAUGCGGCAUGGUGGAAGAAGCAGUAGCUUUGUUACGGCUGAUGAGACUUGAAAGAACGAAACCCAAUUCGUCCACAUUGGCCGGAUUGCUUUCAGCUUGUGCUGCUUCUGGGUCUCCAAGUAUAGGGAGGUUCAUCAUGGAUUAUGUGGAGGAGGAGAAAUUGGUUUUGGAUGCGGUUCUGGGAACAGCUCUGGUUGAUAUGUAUGCUAAAUGUGGGUUCCUAGACAAGGCUCUUGACAUUUUCGAAAGCAUGGAAAACAGGGAUGUGAAAUCAUGGACAGCUAUGAUUUCAGGUUAUGGCGUUCAUGGGGAGGCAGGGAAUGCCUUGAGGCUCUUCUACAGAAUGGAAGAGGAGGGCUGCCGACCUAAUGAAGUCACUUUCUUGGCAGUGCUAAGUGCUUGUAGCCAUGGAGGGCUUGUCAGGGAGGGAGUAUGGUGCUUUGAGAGCAUGGUUCGCAAGUAUGGCUUUGUGCCAGAGGUUGGACACUAUGGUUGUAUGGUUGAUCUUUUAGGUCGUGCUGGGCUGUUGGAAGAAGCACACAGACUGAUCGAAAGCUUGCCCGUUAAGAGUGAUGUUUCUGCAUGGCGUGCAUUGCUUUCGGCUUGCAGGGUCUUUGGGUAUGUCGCUCUUGGGGAAGUUGUACAAAGAGUGCUGGCUGAACUAAACGAUGACCAUCCCACCAAUGCAAUGCUGCUAUCAGGGACUUAUGCCAUUGCCGGAAGGUUGCACGAUAGUUCAAAUAUGAAGGAUACGGUGGAGGAACAGAUGGUGAGAAAAGAAAAUCCAGUAAAGGAAGCUGGACUCAGCACAAUUGAGUUGGAUAGUUAA